CACAAGGCGAUGAGUCGAAGUGAUUCAAGGAACUGAACUAAAAUAAGACUUAAACUCAUUUACAGGCACGGCACCUUCUCAGAGUUAGGCAAUAAUUUGAAGACAGGGGAAUACAAGUCGUGGAAAUUGUCAAAGUUUAAAGACCUGUGAGCAUAGAUCAGCAAGAUGCCCUUAGAAUGGCUGUUUGGGCGAAAGAAAACUCCAGAGGAGAUGCUGCGACAGAACCAGCGAGCUCUAAACAAAGCCAUGAGAGAUUUAGACAGGGAGCGUCAGAAGAUGGAACAGCAGGAAAAGAAAGUGAUAGCUGAUAUUAAAAAGAUGGCAAAACAGGGUCAGAUGGAUGCAGUAAAAAUUAUGGCCAAAGAUCUGGUGAGGACAAGACGAUAUGUGAAGAAGUUCAUUUUGAUGAGGGCCAACAUUCAAGCAGUAUCAUUAAAAAUACAGACAUUGCGAUCCAACAAUGCCAUGGCACAAGCUAUGAAAGGUGUCACAAAAGCCAUGCAAACCAUGAAUAAACAGCUGAAGUUACCACAAAUCCAGAAGAUCAUGAUGGAAUUUGAGAAACAAUCCGAGAUCAUGGACAUGAAGGAGGAGAUGAUGAAUGAUGCCAUUGAUGAUGCUAUGGGAGAUGAAGAUGAUGAGGAAGAGAGUGAAGCUGUGGUCUCUCAGGUCUUGGAUGAGUUAGGUCUACAAAUGGCGGAUGAUUUGUCAAAUCUUCCUAGUACUGGUGCCAGUCUUUCUGCAGCAGCAUCUAAGCAACCACAGGCCACUGCAGCUGCAGGAGGUGGCGGAGGAGGAGCACUAGACGCAGACGCUGACUUGGAAGCGAGGCUGGAGAACUUGAGAAAAAAGUGAUUAUCAGGGCAGAUAACUGUGAUAAUACAGUGCUGUUUGUAUAUAUUGGAUUUCCCUGUACACAUCAUGACGGACAACAAUGGGCUCUUUUGUAUACUGUAUAGUGACAUCUGCUUGUAAGUCAUGCUGGACUACAUAUGUUGUGUUAAAGGCAGAGGUACAGAUGUACAGCAAAGCCUUACCUAUAGUUCUGCUUCCUGGCUACGUGUGUAACCUUGUAACCCGUGAUAUGUAAUUCUAUGCUUUCCCGUGACUUUUUAUUAUCUGCCUCUGUUCACAUGUUGAUAUAACACUCUGGAGCCAAUUCCACAGAACAAAUUUUGGGUGUAAGUCACAAUUCAGAAUUUUCAAUAUGCUGCAUAGUUUAUUGCCUAAGAACUUUCAUAUUGCGAUACAUUCAUCUUGAGGUGUUUUCAGUUUCGAAAAGCAUUUGAAUUAAAUUUUACCUUGUGAUUUAAGUCAAAAUUGGCUUAGUGGAAUGAGCCCUAGAUUUGUUCGUUGACAACCUGUACUACUGAGCUGACUUCUUGGAACAACCCACAUUUUAUGAAUUAUGUUUAUUAUCCACAUGCUUUAACACAGCCUACAUUUAGUACACAUUGCAGGAGGAAAGGGUGACUCUUUGUCAUUAUGUAAAAAAAGCACAUUUAAUCCAAGUAAAGUGUUCUGUUUCCUGUAGUAUUUUGUAUCACCAAAGCAAAUAUUUAAAUCAGG
Messenger RNA from Liolophura sinensis, 1569 nucleotides. RefSeq names its product charged multivesicular body protein 2a. Gene Ontology annotation, biological process: vacuolar transport. Bases 166 to 855 code for a protein of 229 amino acids. Lineage: Eukaryota; Metazoa; Mollusca; Polyplacophora; Chitonida; Chitonidae. The transcript has 6 exons. The record is from RefSeq and is a predicted model, not a curated record.